Pelodiscus sinensis (Chinese soft-shelled turtle) is the source of this 1068-nucleotide messenger RNA. NCBI's taxonomy places the organism in Eukaryota, Metazoa, Chordata, Testudines, Trionychidae. The record is from RefSeq and is a predicted model, not a curated record.
AUGAGUGUUCAGUGUGACGAACCUUUCAGAGUGACAGCCACCUCCGUGCCAGUGAGGUUCCGCUACAGAGGACAGUAUGUUUUGGAGCGGAGGGGAGGGUCCCAGAGCUCUUUUUCUUUCUCUUCUCCUCACUCGCUGCAGACCAAAGUGGAGGACUUGGUGCAGGAGGUCUUCAGUGCUUACACAACGAACCACCACGUCUCACAAUUUGUCCUGCAGCGCGAGAAGCAUUACCACUACUUGAAGAGAGGCCUGAGGCAACUGACGGAUGCCUACGAGUGUCUGGAUGCCAGCCGCCCCUGGCUGUGCUACUGGAUCCUGCACAGCCUGGAGCUGCUCGACGAGCCCAUCCCGGAGUCCGUGGCUUCAGACGUCUGCCAGUUCCUGAGCUGCUGCCAGAGCCCCAGUGGUGGGUUUGGAGGAGGGCCCAGCCAGCACCCCCAUCUCGCUCCCACCUACGCCGCCGUCAGCGCGCUCUGCAUCAUCGGCACCGAAGAGGCCUUCAACGUCAUCAACAGGGAGAAGCUCUUGGAGUAUUUGUACUCGCUGAAGCAGCCCGACGGCUCCUUCAUCAUGCACGUGGGGGGCGAAGUGGACGUCAGGAGCGCCUACUGCGCCGCCUCAGUGGCUUCGCUGACCAACAUCCUCACCCCCACGCUCUUCGCGGGCACGGCCGAGUGGAUCGCGAGGUGCCAGAACUGGGAGGGCGGCAUUGGCGGCGUCCCGGGCAUGGAGGCCCACGGAGGAUACACGUUCUGUGGCCUGGCGGCGUUGGUCAUCCUGAAGCAGGAGCACUUAGCCCUGACGCGUGUCCCCAUCUGUCCCUCCCAGCACUGGGUCACCAGUCGGCAGAUGCGCUUUGAGGGGGGGUUCCAGGGCCGCUGUAACAAGCUGGUGGACGGCUGCUACUCCUUCUGGCAGGCCGGCUUGCUGCCCCUCCUCCACCGAGCUCUGCACGCCCAAGGCGACCCGGCCCUCAGCAUGACGCACUGGAUGUUCCACCAGGAGGCGCUGCAGGAGUACAUCCUCCUCUGCUGCCAGUGCCCUGCCGGGGGGGUGCUGGACGAG